Aspergillus oryzae RIB40 is the source of this 1155-nucleotide messenger RNA. RefSeq names its product sugar phosphate isomerase/epimerase family protein. The coding region runs from base 1 to 1155 and encodes 384 amino acids. NCBI's taxonomy places the organism in Eukaryota, Fungi, Ascomycota, Eurotiomycetes, Eurotiales, Aspergillaceae. The record is from RefSeq and is a predicted model, not a curated record. The transcript has a single exon.
AUGCCAAUCCCCUGGCCACCCACAUCCAUUCCCAAUGAAUUCGGCAUCGCCACCCUCUCCCUCGGGAGCUGGAGACAUCAUAAACUGCAGCCUCGUCUAGAAGAAGCGGCGAAGGCGGGAUACAAAUGGAUUGAUCUAUUCGACGAAUGCUGGGCAGCGUAUCUCGAGGAACAUCACUUACCGGGGGACCAAUUAUGGGAGCCAACGGAGGAUAACCUACGUGUUGCGCGGAAACUAGGUGAUCUGGUAAAAUCCCUGGGAAUGCGGAUCGCGUGCACACAGCCACUUCGAAAGAUCGAGGGGAUCAAGGAUCCAGUCGAGCGACGAGCAUCCCUGGACUUAGUAGCGAAGCGGUUCCCAUUCAUGCGCGCGUUCGACACCGACCUGGUAUUUAUGUGCGCCAAUAUCCGGACGGACGAUGGCGUGACCUCUGAUUUGAAGACGGUGGCAUGCGACUUGGCAGAGUUGGGAGAUAUAGCGCGGGCCUUCGCCGAAGCAGAUGGGGGCCCGAUGCUCCGGAUUGGCUAUGAGGGGCUCUCAUGGGCGACGCGGAAUACAUGGGCGUCGACCUGGGAGGUAGUGCGGAUGGCGAACCGCGAGAAUGUUGGGCUUAUAGUCGACGCGUUUAAUGUGCUGGCGGUGGAGUUUGCCGACCCGUAUAACCCCGCCGGUCAUGGACGGCUGUAUUCGACGCCCGAAGAAUCGGUCGACGUACUUUGUGCAUCUUUGGCCGGGCUGGUCGCGUCUGUUCCCGGAGACCGUAUCUUUUUCUUCCAGGUCGGUGAUGCCGAGCGAAUGGACCCGAAGAUAUUCCGACCACCUACUGAUCCGGAGGUGCCGGCUUUGCUGCCCUGGUCGAGGGGUCACCGGUUGUUUCCGUAUGAACCCCAGCGAGGGGGGUAUAUGCCGGUUGAUUUGGUCGCUGCGGCGGUGGUUGCGACAGGGUAUCAGGGUCCUAUGUCGCUGGAGGUGUUUAAUAGUUCCCUGAAUCGCCCGGAUGCGGGUGUGCCGUCGGCCCAUGCUCGUCGGGGAUUUACUGGCCUUCGGAAAUUGGCCGAUGCUGUUCCCCAGGUGCCGGCAUUCUGGGAGAUGUGGCAACAGGGCACGCGCAGGUUUGCUGGUGCUGGUAUUUCUCCGCGGGUGCAGCGUUUGUGA